Messenger RNA from Tetrahymena thermophila SB210, 3291 nucleotides. RefSeq names its product cation channel family protein. NCBI's taxonomy places the organism in Eukaryota, Ciliophora, Oligohymenophorea, Hymenostomatida, Tetrahymenidae. Gene Ontology annotation, cellular component: membrane. Gene Ontology annotation, biological process: potassium ion transmembrane transport; regulation of membrane potential. The record is from RefSeq and is a predicted model, not a curated record. Gene Ontology annotation, molecular function: voltage-gated potassium channel activity. The transcript has 3 exons.
AUGGGGGAUUUAAGAAUUGGGUAAAUUUCUAGAGGCUAAUGGACCCGAGAGCAGACAAAUAAUAAAUGUGUAGAAUCAAGUAUACAGCCAUCUACUGAAAACUUUAGCGAGUAAGACUGUAAAUAAGUCUAAAAAAACGAUUAAGCUUAAGUAGAAUAAAUUAAUUAUUUUGAAGAAUGUUAUGAUAAAAAUAACUAGUCUAUGGCAGUUGAGAAAUUUUUUAAGGAUAAUUAAAUUUAACUUAAUGCAGAUUCUAAAUAAGAAUCAUUGAAUACGUCUAAUUAGUCGCCAAACCUAAAUUUUUCAAAGAUUAAUGAGAGCAACGAUUAAAUUAAUAGAUCUAAAGUUACUAACUAAAGAUAGCAUAGGCCAUCUUACAGAUUCAAACCUGAUGAACUAAAUAAUUAGCUUGAAUCAGGUUUUAAGAAAAGAAAAAAUUAAAAAACGCAGCAGACUUUUGGCGGAACAAAAUUUAAUUCAUCUGAGAGUAUUAACAAUGAAGAAACUUUAAAAUAGAAAUCGACAAAAAAAUUACAAAGUAGAACAACUCAAUAAGUUUGGAAAAACAAUUUUUUUAACAUAUUAUUUUUCUUCAACAGAUUUAUUCACAGGAACAAAUAAAGGUUGAUAUAUUUUAAGCCUCAAGAACUUCUAAGAAACUAGUGGGAUGCAAUUAAUGACUUAGAUCCAAUACCUGUUAUUUUACCUUACAAUAAGGUCUCUAUUUUUUGGGAUUUCAUCACUAUUUCAUUUAUUUUCUUAAACUCCUUUUUACUUCCUUUUGAAAUAGCUUUUAAUAAUGGCGAAAAUGUUAAUCCUCUUAUUGCAUAAAUCACUCAAUUAGUAUUUUUGCUUAACUUUUUAGUAUAAAUGAACACUGCUUAUUAUGAAAAUGGUGUAUUAUAAAAAAACAGAUCAAAGAUAUUUAUUAAUUUUUUACAAAAUCAUCUCCUAUUUGAUUGUGUAGCAUACUUGUCCUUGUGGUCAGAUUAGAUAGGCUUUAUAAAAUUAAAGAUUUUAUUUUUAAUAAAAUACUUUUCAUUCUAUGAAAUAAUUGAAAAAUUAGCAGAAUCAUUUAAAUUUUCUUACAAUUACAACUUUCUUGUUGAUUUGCUCACUUUAUUUGUAGAAAUAACUUUACUUUGCCACUUAUUCGCAUGUGCGUGGUUUAUGAUAGGAGACUAUCAAUAGAACAACGAAAUGCUUAAUAAUUGGGUUAAUGUUAAUAAUCUUGUAGGUAGUUCAAUAUCAUCCUAAUAUGUUUCAUCAAUUUAUUUUUCUGUAGUUACUAUUGGCACUAUCGGCUAUGGAGAUAUAGUUGCUAAGAGUGAUAUCGAAAAAGUGUUUAUCUGCUUUAUGGCUAUUUUUACAUCUGUCAUAUUUGGUUAUAUUCUUACAAAUAUAUAAAAUGUUUACAAAGAUUAUCACUCAAAAAGAAAAGUUUACAUCAGACAUUUAGCUGAGCUGAAUAACUAUCUUUAUAGCAGAGAUGUGAAUCCCCACUUGCAGUAAAUGGCUAGAAAGUAUUUGAAAUACAUUCAUACUCAAAAUUUCUCUAAAAGAGUGCUGCCAAAUGAGACUCUGAAUGUGUUAAGUAAAUUUUUAAAAGAAGAAAUUAUAGAAGAAAUAUUCUAUAGAUCAAUAAAGAAUAUCCCUUUUCUUCAAUAAUUUAGUCAUUAAUUCUUGAAUGCCUUAGCCCUUAAAAUGAAAGAAGUGAACUAUGGACCUGAUGAAAUAAUAAUGAAAACGGGAAGUUAUCAAGUACCUUAGUUAUAUUAUAUAGUACAGGGAAGAGUAGAGAUUUAAUUAGAUUAAUCCAGCAAAUAAAACUAAAAAUAAAGUCCAUUCUCUGAAUACAAAACUUUUUUUGAACACAAGGAAACUUAAUCUUUUGGUUAAUAUGAGUUUUUUUCUCAAACUCAUUAAUCGUAAAUAAAUGUGAAGAGUUUGGAGUAAACUACUUUGCAUUAAAUCCUUUUGACUGAUUUUAUUGAUGUGCUUAAUUAGUUUUAGGUAGAUAAAGAAAAAUAUCAAGAAUUAAAAGAUAAACUGAAUCUGAAUGAGAAUUACUCAUGUGUAAACGUUUUUUGUUAAUCAUGUAAAAGCAAUUAGCAUUUACUCAGGGACUGUCCUUUAUUUUUUUACAAACCACAAAAAUUUAAAAUCGUAAGACUUUACAAUUGGUAGAUAGAUUUUGAAAGAACUCUAAUAACAAGAUCUACAGAUAGACUAAUUCUUAAUUCACUAGCGUUUUAGCAAGAAAUUGAAGAUGAUUGUAUAUUCUUUAGAGAGGAAAAUUAAGAAGAGUUGGGAAGUAUGAUAUAGCUAGAAGGUGAUGAAGAAUAUUAAAACAAAUAAAAACUCAAAAACCAAAAAAGAAUGUCAUGUGACAUCCAAAGUCUUAACUUACUUUCAAAAGAUAAGCAUACAAGUUCAAAAAUUUCAAUAUCAAUUCCAAGAUUAAGUGUCUAGUAAAGCAAUAAUUCUGCAUUGUCAACUAUUUAAGUUGAGAAUAAAGUAUCUGAAAUAUAAACGGAUGAGUUAAAAUUUGAUUUUUAAAAUGAAACAUAACAGCAAUCAAUGAAUAGCAUCAAAAAAGAGACAAGCAAAAAUAAAUUAGAAAAUUAAACUAAUCAAUCUAUUAAAUCUAUUAUAUCCUCUCACUCAUCUGAAUCUGAUUCUGAUUCUUCUUAAUCAUCAUCAUCGUCAUCAUCUUCUUUAAGAGACAAAAAAAUUAAAAAAUAGCUAAAAUAAAAUAAUGCCUCAAGAAAAUCAAUAAAUGAGAUCUGUGGUCCAAAUUAAAAAAGUAGAAUGUCGUUAUCAAGAAUUAAUACUAAGCAAGAGUUUUAAAAAAAGGCAACUCUUCUUUCAGCUAGGACAAAAAAGAAUUGGUCUUUGCUUGAAAAGAGUAAAAGUCUAAAUGAUGUGUAAUUAUUGGUAAGACCAUCCUUGACAUAAUAAAUUAAUUUAAAUGACCCAAAACUUGCAACAUAAGUGAAAUAAAAUUAUAAAAGAUUAAUUACAAUAGGUUAAAUGCAGCAUGUCUUAGAACUGAUGCAAAUGUAAAAUGCACAGAAAGCUGCAAAAUAGAUGAUUGAAAAUAAUGAAGACAUCACAACAGAAACUGUAAGAACGUUUAAAAUAUAUUUACCUCAUAACAAUAUAGGAAAUAUUAUCAAAGAACAUUAAAAAUUAAAAUUGAAGUAAAAAUUAAAGAAGAAAAUUAUAUAAACUGUAGACAUAGACAAUUCGUUCAACUUGAAUAAUAAAUAGAUACUGCCUAAAUAGUGA